Molecule: messenger RNA, 2771 nt
Organism: Rhinolophus ferrumequinum (greater horseshoe bat)
Lineage: Eukaryota; Metazoa; Chordata; Mammalia; Chiroptera; Rhinolophidae
Gene: OTX1
Product: orthodenticle homeobox 1
Exons: 5
Coding region: 268-1335 (355 amino acids)
Biological process (GO): multicellular organism development; regulation of transcription by RNA polymerase II
Cellular component (GO): nucleus
Molecular function (GO): DNA-binding transcription factor activity, RNA polymerase II-specific; RNA polymerase II cis-regulatory region sequence-specific DNA binding
Source: RefSeq, a predicted model, not a curated record
GUAUUUCGUUUCUUUCUGUAAACCUCUGCAACGUCUCCGAGGGCUCCGAGCCGCGGGCCUCGCGAGCUACUCCCUGCCGGGGCCUGCGCAAGCCUAAGGUUGACUGCCCGGCGGGUUCGUGAGGGCGCGAGGUAGAUGGUGAGCAGCCCCAGAGCUGAGGGAGGCCGGGCCCCCAGAGGCAACCCAGCUUGAAGAACUGCGCGGUGGGAGUCCCGCAUUGCUCCCGGCCCCCUGGAUCCGUCGGGGCGCCUCCACCCGGCUGUUAGCAUGAUGUCUUACCUCAAACAACCCCCAUACGGCAUGAACGGGCUGGGCCUAGCCGGGCCCGCCAUGGACCUCCUGCACCCUUCCGUGGGCUAUCCGGCCACCCCGCGGAAGCAGCGGCGGGAGCGCACCACCUUCACGCGGUCGCAGCUGGACGUGCUCGAGGCGCUCUUCGCCAAGACUCGCUACCCUGACAUCUUCAUGCGCGAGGAGGUGGCGCUCAAGAUCAACCUGCCAGAGUCCAGAGUCCAGGUCUGGUUCAAGAACCGCCGUGCCAAAUGCCGCCAGCAGCAGCAGAGUGGCAGCGGGACCAAGAGCCGCCCAGCCAAGAAGAAGUCGUCCCCGGUGCGGGAGAGCUCGGGCUCCGAAAGCAGCGGUCAGUUCACACCGCCUGCUGUGUCCAGCUCCGCCUCCUCCUCUAGCUCGGCUUCCAGCGCCUCCGCCAACCCCGCGGCGGCAGCGGCUGCGGGCCUGGGCGGGAACCCGGCGGUGGCAGUGCCGUCGUCGUUGAGUACGCCGGCUGCUUCAUCCAUCUGGAGUCCAGCCUCCAUCUCGCCCGGCUCAGCGCCUGCGUCGGUGUCGGUGCCGGAGCCAUUGGCCGCGCCUAGCAACGCAUCGUGUAUGCAGCGCUCGGUAGCUGCAGGCGCAGCCUCCGCGGCAGCUUCUUAUCCCAUGUCCUACGGCCAGGGAGGCAGCUACGGUCAGAGCUACCCCGCGCCCUCUUCUUCCUACUUCGGAGGCGUGGACUGCAGCUCAUAUCUAGCGCCCAUGCACUCGCACCACCACCCGCACCAGCUAAGCCCUAUGGCACCGUCCUCCAUGGCCGGCCACCACCAUCACCAUCCGCACGCGCACCACCCAUUGAGCCAGUCCUCAGGCCAUCACCACCAUCACCACCACCAUCACCACCAGAGCUACGGCGGCUCGGGGCUCGCCUUCAACUCUGCCGAUUGCUUGGAUUACAAGGAGCCUGGAGCCGCCGCCGCUUCCUCUGCCUGGAAGCUCAACUUCAACUCGCCCGACUGCCUGGACUAUAAGGACCAAGCCUCAUGGCGGUUCCAGGUAUUGUGAACCAGGAGUAAGAGAAGAAGAGAAACGCAACUACCUGCGCCCUCCGUGGUCCCCGUCCUUUUGCUGCUGCUGCUGCACCGCCCGCCUUUGCCUCAGCUUCUCCAGACCUGAUUUUCAUGUCCCCAGAAGAUGCCCAUUUCCUGCACUGCUGCCCUCAUCUUUGUGUCACUUGCUUGGGGGAGGGUGUGCAAACCCGCCCACCCCUUGGAUGAGGGGGACAGGUGCUGCGGCUUGGCCACAAAUUCUAUACGGGAGAGUUGUGUGCUCUCCUCAACCCCUAACGAACUCCUAAGUCACCCACUUCCAGUCUUUCUGGACAGUUGUUAUGCACUUGCAGCCUUCGGAGACUCUUCACUCUCGGUGUUUGAGCCCUACACUUUUAUUUAUUCUUUCUGGACACUGGAGUCACUCACUAGGUGGCACGUCUGCCCAUUGGAGUGCACCCACACUCUAUUCCCAAACAACCACUAAGUGUGUCUCACGUGCAGACUGCCGCCCCUCCAUCUGCCCUCGGCCCCUUUCCCCGCCUGCAGGCCGGAGCUUCCCGGCGUCUCCUCCUCCCGGCGGAAAGCGCUGGGGCAGGGCGGGAGAGGGAGGAGCGCGCCCCUAGCUUCUCACGCUCAGCCCCGCCCUGCGUAGAACUGGCUCAACCUUCCGCCUCAGCGGGAAUGCUGUACAUAGUCGGGUCCGUUCCGGGGACCACUUAUACCUUUUAGUUGCUGUUGGUUGAACUGAGCAUAUCUCGUCUUAGCGCCCAGGAAAUAGAACUUUAAGAUAUAUACAGCACACACACACAAACACACACACAUACUAUAAAACAAAAGCAAAAAUAUUUUCCCUCUGUCUCCCAGCCUACGCCCUCAAACGAUGGCGCUUUUACUUUUUUCAGUUGUUGCAAAGCAGUCCUGCCCUCUCACACCUUUUUUUUCUAUGUAUUUAUUAAAGAGAACCGUUUGGUUCCAGGAACCUGGGCAUAGAGAAUCAGAGGGUCCGGGAGUGGAGGAAACAGCCAAGUCAGGGUACAGGGGAGGUGUCUAGGCUGGGCUUGGGCGCAGGACCGAGUCCUUCACCAGGUCCAAGCACAGGGUCGCAGUUCCGGUUUAGAGACCAAAAACAAAAGGAAAGAAAACAAUAAAUAAAAAUACAGCAUUAUGGAAAAACAAACCCAGGCCCCAAACCUCAGUUCCCGUUUCUCUGUCAGCUUCUCUCUUUAAGCAACCCUGUUUUGUCUAGUGAGUUCUUAGUGCACCUUCAUUCUCCUAAAUCUGCGGACAGCCCGCGCCUGUGUAUCAAUUUUGCCUUUGGCCGUUUCAUCCAGUAGGUGGGAAAGUAAUUUGUAAAUUUGAUUUGUCCGAUGUGAAGAUCACAAAUUACUUGUUGAAAUGUAAGGCAGUCCCCUUCUCCCCCUUUAUCUACAUUAUUUCCCUAAAAUAAAU